GCAGGUCGACGGUCAAUUGGUUGCUAAGCGCUGUCGGAAGCUUUCAACCUUUUUAAUUUUGUGUAGUGCUGGUGGUUAUUUUUUUGGAUAACGCUAAAGAAGAGAAGAGCGGAACAGGACAGCCCGACCCUGACGACCGAUGACAGAAAGUGACGGAGGUCAAGUUCUUACCUCAGUGAAGCAGCGCUAACAAAACGGGGAUAAGUAAGUUUCAAUGCCACUGAAUGCAAAUUAUUUGAGAAUCAUGGACCAUGAGACUAUAGUUCUGGAAGCCCUGGACUUGUUUUGCAACAGCCCGGAACAAACAUAUGAAGAAUUUCUUAAUUCAUUUACUCACUUAUCUAUAGGAAAGGAUCAAAAGGACAGAGGAGCCAUAGAAAUAAUGUCUGAUGGCAAAAUGAAAGGCAUAGCUGAAGGAUCUCUUGUUACAAUUAGUUCAGCACAUGAGGUGUCAGAGAGCCAACCCGACUGUGAUGAGGUUUUACUUGAUUCUGGAGUCCAUACUGGAUGUCUUUCAAAUGGAGAUUUGAUCAUGGCUGAAAAUGUUAAGGUGGACAACUACGUAGAUCCAGAUGGCAGUAGCAGUGAUGAUGAAGAUGAUUUUGUCUUGCAAGCAGGUCGUAUGCUACUGCCAGGAGAAGUAGAAGAUAAUAGACAACCAUACCUGCCUUCAUUUGUACACCAUACCCAACUUGAGAUUUGUACAUCAGACUCUGAGCACAAGCAGGCAGCGUCAUCCACAGAGGUAGAGACAGACGACGUUCAGUCGUUUUGCUUGGAUGAAAGUUUUGACUACGAUUCUGUUUUGCUUUCAAGUAAGUAUUCCCCGGGAGAGCUGUGGAGAUCAUAGCUUAAGAAGAACCACUGAUGACUUACAGGAUGUAAAAGGACUUGAGCAAAUGGGGGAUAUGACCAAGAGACCAAAAAAAGAGAGAGAAUGUUUAAUCAAGAGACAAACAAACUCAACAUCAUGAAGACAUGUCAAGUCAUAACUGUGAGUCAUCAGAGGGGACAGGACAUGAAAGAAGUCAUUGUUCUAAACAGUUCAAAUUAGACAAUAUUACCUGCUAUCCCACCUGAGCCUUCCGCUUUGUAUCGACUGUGACCAGUACAGGAUGUUGCAGCACCUCAAGCCCUAGACACAACCACAUCAGCACAAGUCCCGGGUUCAAAUAAAAGGCUUAUUAUAAUAA
Messenger RNA from Erpetoichthys calabaricus (reedfish), 1193 nucleotides. It is a transcript of the gene iftap, whose product is annotated as intraflagellar transport associated protein. The transcript is spliced from 8 exons. Gene Ontology annotation, cellular component: cytosol; 9+0 non-motile cilium. Gene Ontology annotation, biological process: spermatogenesis; acrosome reaction. NCBI's taxonomy places the organism in Eukaryota, Metazoa, Chordata, Cladistia, Polypteriformes, Polypteridae. Gene Ontology annotation, molecular function: intraciliary transport particle A binding. The coding region runs from base 215 to 850 and encodes 211 amino acids. The record is from RefSeq and is a predicted model, not a curated record.